Messenger RNA from Rhizophagus irregularis DAOM 181602=DAOM 197198, 1347 nucleotides. The record is from RefSeq and is a predicted model, not a curated record. Lineage: Eukaryota; Fungi; Glomeromycota; Glomeromycetes; Glomerales; Glomeraceae.
CUUUAUUCAUGUCUUUCAGUUAAUAAAACUUGGAGUGAAAUAAUUGUACCAAUUUUAUGGAAAGAUCCUUGGAAAUUUUUAAAACGAAAGAAAGAGAAAGGGAAAAUAUUAUUUAACGUAAUUAUUCCACAUUUAUCAGAAGAAUCAAAAAAUUAUUUUAAUGAAAAUUUAAAAAAUGCAUAUGAAAGACCAUCAUUUUAUUAUAUUGGUUUUUGUAGACACUUAAAUUUAAAUGCAGUCCAAUGGAUAAUUAACACAGCAGAAGAAGAAUCUGAUAUGAAAAUAAUUAAGAAUGAAGUGAUAAAACUUUUUAUUAAUGAAAAUACAAGAUUUACACAUCUUUAUAUACCUCGACAAUUUGAUCAUCAACUAAAUCUUAUUCCUGGAGCAAAACGUUGCUUUUCAAAAAUUGAAUUCCUUAGUUGUAAUACUUGUAUAAGCGAUAAUACUUUAAUGGGAUUAAUAGAAAUAUGCAAAUCAAUCGGAGAAUUGGAACUUUAUAUUGAAAAGUAUAAUAAUAAUCACGAUAUUUCUAAAUUGAUCGAAUCCUCUAAAAAAUUAGUUAAUGUUCGUUUUGAACCCAAUUAUUUUAAUUAUUUUAAUAAUUCAAAUAAGAAUGAAUCGUUCUAUACUCUUAUUGAAAAUUCGUUGAACAAACAUGCAAGUAAUGUACAAUGCUUUAAGAUUACUGAACCACCCGUUACAAGAAUUUUUUCAUCAUUUGUUAACCUAAAAAGGUUAGAAUUGAAUGGUUACGCCCGUGGAACGUUAUGGAAUUGUCUAGAAAACGUUUGUUUACCAUAUUUACAAAUUUUAAAAGCUAGUCGUAUACCAUUAAAAGUUUUAAUAAGUUUAAUAGAAAAAACAAAUGGAUACCUUAAUGAAAUUAGUAUAGAUUAUAUAUUUCAUGAUGAAUUUUAUAAUAGAAGAAUUCUUCAGACUAUUUAUAAAAAAUGUCCAAAUCUUUUAUAUCUUAAAUUAUUGAUUAAAAAUAUUAAUAUUUCGGAAUUAGAAAAAUUAUUAAUUAAUUGUCGAUACUUAAUUGGAUUAUGUGUCUUGGUUUCUAUAUACGGGGAAUUUGAUUGGGAUAAAUUAUUCUUAACAUUAACUAGAUCAUCAUCACAAAGUUUAUUUAAAUUCAAAUUUAAUAUUUCUCAUAAAAUACCAAUUAAAUUAAAUACUUUAAAAUGUUUUUUUCAAACUGAUGAGGUUAAAGAAAAAUAUAUUGAUUUAAUAGAAGCAUAUAAGAUAGAAGGAAUAAUUAAAGAUUUUAAUUAUUGGCAUAGACAUCCAUUAGAAGUCUUUAAAUGGAAUUAAAAAUAGAAUAUUUAAUAUUAAUUUUUUUUU